This is a messenger RNA of Prorocentrum cordatum, 1082 nucleotides long. The record is from the annotation of a GenBank genome assembly. Lineage: Eukaryota; Dinophyceae; Prorocentrales; Prorocentraceae.
CCGGAUCAACCCGUGAAGGCCCCAGGAGCCCGAAGGUUACCGAAAAAACUUGGUGCGACAAGAAGGGAGACGCCCCGGUCCCGGGGCUGAGCGAACAGAAGACAGCGGGUACCGUCGGGCAUUGGGGGCUUCCUCCGUGCCAAGAGGAGCAGCUGAGGGCGGGCGUCGUGGACGUCGUGGCGGAGCCCUUCCGCGUGUUGGAGGAGGUCCACGUGGACGCGGCCGUCGGCGGCACGGCGGGGCCAGCCGGCCGCGCGAGAGAGACGUUCGGGCCGCUGACCGAGCUGGGCGGCGGGGUGGCCGUGCCUCCCGAGGGCUUCUUGGCGCUGGAAAGCCCGCGUGAAUCUCGUGGACGACGCCGCCUCGCUGGCGCUGGCCGUGCAGGAGCUGUCGGCCCAGUCCGAGGGCCCCGAGUCGGACGCCCGGGCUUCAGACUCGGCCCUGACGCCAGUGCUGCCGGUUGUUGGUCUCGACGCGGAGUGGCGGCCAGAUUCCGGGGGCCAGGAGCAGUCAAGAAUGGCGGCCGGCCGAUCGCCACGACGCAGGAAAGGCGGUCGCCAGUAUCGCUGCUGCAGGUUGCCGUCCGCCGGAGCGUCUGGUUGUUCGACAUGGGUGCAAUCUGCGGCGACGGAGACCUAUCCGCGGCCGCCGCUUCUUUGCUCCGCGAUGUGCUCGAGUCGCCCGUCCUGCUCAAAGUUGGAUACGGCCUGGACAACGACCUCGGCCGCCUGGCUUACACGUUGCCGGAGGCGCUGCCUGACCGUGCGCGUGGUGUGCUGGAUCUUCGGGUUCUGGCGCCCCGUGCUCUGGCGGGCCCAGUCUCGGGCGGCCUGUCCGGGCUCAGCCGUGCAGUGCUCGGGAAGGGCCUGGACAAGACGGAGCAGGUGUCCGACUGGGCCCGCAGGCCCUUGCGGGAGGAGAGCAGCUGGUGUACGCGGCGCAGGACGCGCACGUGUGCGUCCGCCUGUUCGACGCGAUCUGCUACCGCCACGCAACGCUCGCGGCGGGGCCGCUGGAGCCCCUAGUGCGCGGCCUCGCGUCGGAAUGGCAGCGCGAGGAAAUGCGGAGGCGCAGGAGGAGGU